This is a messenger RNA of Aplosporella prunicola CBS 121167, 3672 nucleotides long. RefSeq lists its product as uncharacterized. Gene Ontology annotation, molecular function: protein binding; guanyl-nucleotide exchange factor activity. The coding region runs from base 1 to 3672 and encodes 1223 amino acids. Gene Ontology annotation, biological process: positive regulation of GTPase activity; Ras protein signal transduction. The record is from RefSeq and is a predicted model, not a curated record. Lineage: Eukaryota; Fungi; Ascomycota; Dothideomycetes; Botryosphaeriales; Aplosporellaceae. Gene Ontology annotation, cellular component: plasma membrane. The transcript is spliced from 2 exons.
AUGACCAACCUCACCGAACGAGGUCCCAUGGACCGCACCAGCGCCUGCGUUGCUCCGCUCUCCAUCAAGAAGAAGCCAUCGGCAUCCUGGGACCAUGACUCGCGCCAAAACACCCAGUCGUCGCCGAAAAACAAGCGCGCGCCUUCAGCAAAGUCAUGCUCCCAAACCUGCCAAUCCCCGCAAGCGACGCCCGACUCCGUUCACGCCGAACCCGAGAGCUUCCCCAACUUUCUGCGAGCUUUUUACCACUUCCAUCCUUCCGCUGCCAUCGCCGCCGCCGACGAGUCCUCAGUCACAAUACCCAUCAACCAAGGCGACGUAAUCCUAGUGCAUUCUAUCCACCCCAAUGGCUGGGCAGAUGGGACUUUGCUUGGUUCGGGAGCUCGCGGUUGGUUGCCUACCAACUAUUGCGAGCCCUACGAUUACGCAUCGAUGCGGAACCUUCUCAGUGCUCUGACGCACGUCUGGGACCUUGUGAGGAGCGGGGAAAAUGGCAAUCCGACGGUUUUCACAAAGCAAGACUACGUCAGAGCAAUGAUUGCCGGCGUGCGCAUUCUGCUGGAGAACUGCGAUUGCUUGACUAGAGAUUCGCAGACCGUUCAAGCGCACAUCAGCGUACGACGCAUGCGCAAAGGGCUUUUGGGCGAUUUGUCUGCCCUAGUAAAGACUGCCAAACACUUGCAACAGGCGGCCCAUGACGAUUUGUCCAGCGUGCAACUUUACGAACUCUUGGAUGAGCUGGUUUUGAAAGCAUUCAAGGUUGUAACGAGGGCCGUACGUUUUUUGGACGUCUGGACGCAAGAGACUGGAGCAGAGCAGCCGUUGGAGAACACGGACCGACCGUCGACGCCAUCGCAUGAUACCAUCAAAAGCAACGAUGGCCACUCAAACGUUGCCGAGGAGCGUGCGGCUGGAGUGUCACAGAACGCUACUGUCGUGUUACAGCCGAGCGCAUCGACAACGAGCGACGAACGAAGUGAACUGACCAGCAGCACGCCCCCAGGUCACACGUUUGACAUUUAUUCCGCAUCGACUCCCUCCUUAUCGAGCUCAGCCCCCGCGCAACCUCCUCACAACAAACGGACGUCCGUCUCCCAUCGUGUGUCGUACACAAAUCAGGCGGCCGGCCCGCGACGACACAACCUUGCUUCGGAACGACUCUCGGCGGCACAGGACUCGUUUCUGGGGUUCAUUGGCUCGUUCAUCGGGUUACACCUCCAGUCGCGAUCGUCGUCUGAGCUCCUAACCACCACCCAACAGUCCGUUUUCGCGUGUCGCCAGCUCCUUGUCGUCGUUCAGGAGGUAUGGGAACGCGACUCACAACGCUCAGAACCUCUCGCGCUGGCAAGGGAUACCAUGCACGAAAAGCUCUUCGAACUCGUGCAGGCGACAAAGGGCAUGUUCGUUUCGUCUGAAACCAGCAAUAGCGACGACGUUAUCGUCCCUACUCAGGGGAAAGAGAUAGUUGAGGCCGCCACCAGCUGCGUUCGCGCAGCCGGCGAUUGCAUGUCAAAGGCACGAGUUGUCAUCGAGAAAAUUGGCGAUUUCGAGUUCGAACACACUGGCCCAGGACUUUCCGACUCGAUCUUUGACAGCCUUGACUUUGCGCCCAUUUCAGACACGACUCACGAACGCUCCACCUCGCAACACGACAUUAGCAAGCCCUUACCAGCACCACCAGAACCUGUGAAAUUACCCUUACCUCCCCCUCCUCAGGACAAACCUCUGCCCGAACCUCCUGCAUCCGCGUCCGUGUCGUCCCCCACGGCCAAUUCCGCGGCGGCAACCGAACUCCUUAGCCCAACCGCGUCCUCCUUCCGUUCUUCCAAAGACUCCUUGCCAUCGCUGGCCAAGAUCCCUAUCCCGAAUCCUCCAUCGAACCAAAAUGUUGCGACCGAAGAAUCCCCAAGCACCUACAGCAACUACCGGUAUGGCGGCAAUUCUGGCAACGACAAUAUCAACGGCUCUGACUCCACUAGUACGUACCCGAACAGUCUUCGCGGUGAUGGCGCAAGCAUCAUCUCGCAUACAUCCACGCGCGCCACCACACCGGAGGACUCGCCCAACUCGAAAGCCGAUUCGGUCUUGGUCAAGAGCUUCCCUAGCAUUUCGGAACUGCAGUCCGAGCUGCAUUCGACAACCAGUGAGGAUUGCUACAAGGUUGAGGCCCAGGUGCUCGAGAGGACUUAUGUACAUGAGUUGGUUUUCAAGGAUGGCCAAAUCGCCGGCGGUUCGCUCCCAGCGCUUGUUGAGCAGCUGACUACACACGAAGCCACCCCAGAGCCCACGUUCGUAAAUACCUUCUACUUGACAUUCCGCCUCUUCACGACACCUCGGGAGUUCGCUGAAGCCUUGAUCGAUCGAUUCAACUACGUUGAGGACAGCCCCGAUGUCGCUUGCCCCGUCCGCCUCCGCGUACACAACAUUUUCAAGGGUUGGCUCGAGACGCAUUGGCAGCCUGAGGAUGACUCCGAUGCGUUGGGUGUUAUCCUGGCUUUUGCCACCGGGAAGCUGCGGACUGUCUUGCCGAAUGCAGGCAAGCGCUUGGCGGAGUUGAUAGCCAAGGUUUCCGGCAUACAAGCCAGUGCGCCCACAAACCGCUUGCUUUCCUCGCUCGGGAAGACAAACACUUCGGCCACGGUGUACUCGGCCGCUGAUCCCAACGUGCCGAACCCAAUCGUCUCAAAAAGCCAGCUCAACGCCCUACGGGCCACCCGCGCGGGGGCGACGGUAUGCAGCAUCUUGGAUUUUGACCCGCUUGAGCUGGCAAGGCAGUUCACUCUCAUUGAAUCGAGGAUCUUCUGCUCAAUCCAGCCCGAGGAACUCCUGGCCUCCGAAUGGACCAAGAAGAAUGGCAGAGCCGUCAACGUUCGGGCUAUGUCCAAGCUCUCCACGGACCUCACCAACCUUGUCGCGGACACAAUCCUGCAGCUGGAGGAGCCGAAGAAGCGUGCUGUCAUCAUCAAGCAAUGGGUUAAGGUCGCUGCUAAGUGCCUGGAGCUCAACAACUACGAUUCUCUCAUGGCCAUUAUCUGCGCACUCAACUCCUCGAUGGUGCUGCGUCUCAAGCGUACCUGGGAAGCCUUGUCAUCAAAGACGCACUCCCGUCUCUCUGAGCUCCGGGCCAUUGUCGAAGUCGAGCGCAACUACGCCGUCCUGCGUAAACGCCUUGAAAACCACGUGGCUCCCUGCAUCCCGUUUGUCGGCAUGUAUCUGACCGAUCUGACCUUCGUCGAUGUGGGCAACCAGACGACGCGACAGCUGCCCGGAGCAUCGGGGAACGGGCGUGAUGGCCUUCGCGAGGUCAUCAACUUCGACAAGCACAUGCGCACGGCCAAGAUCAUCGGACAGUUGCAGCGCUUCCAGGUGCCGUACGCGCUUGCGCCGGUGCUGGAGAUGCAGCACUGGAUGCAGGUGCAAAUCGCGCGGGUGCGCUCAUCAGACCAGAGCACGGUGCAAAACUACUACAGGCGCAGUCUGCUACUCGAGCCGCGUGAGAUGCACCAACACCACUCGGGCAAGGGCAGCCCUUCGGUCGACUCGGGCGCCUUCACGCACAGCACAACGCGCGACGGCGGCAAGGAGCGCUUUGAGUUUUUGAACGCAAUGUUCAGUGCUGCGAUGCAGAGAGAGAGGGGCGAGAGGAACGGAAGCCAGGGCAGCAUCCUGUAA